Molecule: messenger RNA, 2711 nt
Organism: Amaranthus tricolor (Joseph's coat)
Lineage: Eukaryota; Viridiplantae; Streptophyta; Magnoliopsida; Caryophyllales; Amaranthaceae
Product: receptor-like protein 43
Exons: 2
Coding region: 92-2545 (817 amino acids)
Molecular function (GO): protein binding
Source: RefSeq, a predicted model, not a curated record
ACACAUUAUAAAUAGUCUUUCAUUUUCCUCUCAUCAUGUAUCUCAAUUCUAGUAUUCUACCCAUCAAAGUAAAAGAAACAAAAAUAACAAAAUGCAAAUUCUUGUUUUCUUCUUAUUUAUUCAAUGUCUGAAUAUUAGCUUCAUCGAUGGCGGAAUAUUAUCAGAACAAGAAGCAUUAUUAGCUAUUAAAUCUGCCAUCAAAGAUGAUCCUUUUAAAAGACUAUCAUCUUGGAAAAACACUACUCACCAUUGCAAUUGGUCAUUCGUCACUUGCUCUUCGUCUUCUCACUCUCCCACUGUCAUUUCCCUGGACUUCUCCUACUUAGAACUCAAUGGUACUCUCUCUCCUCAAAUCGGUUUUCUUACAAAUUUGAUUCAUUUGGAUUUAUCAUAUAAUCAAUUACAUGGUGAGAUACCAAAUUCUUUUUCUCUUCUUACAAAUUUGAUUCAUUUGGAUUUAUCAUAUAAUCAAUUAAAUAGUAAGAUACCAAAUUCUUUUUCUCUUCUUACAAAUUUGACUUUUUUGUAUUUAUCAGAUAAUCAAAUACAUGGUGAGAUACCAAAUUCUUUUUCUCUUCUUACAAAUUUGAAUCAUUUGGGUUUAUCAAAUAAUCAAUUACAUGGUGAGAUACCAAAUUCUUUUUCUCUUCUUACAAAUUUGACUUUUUUGGAUUUAUCAAAUAAUCCAUUACAUGGUGAGAUACCAAAUUCUUUUUCUCUUCUCACAAAUUUGAAUUAUUUGGAUUUAUCAUAUAAUCAAUUAAAUGAUGAGAUACCAAAUUCUUUUUCUCUUCUUACAAAUUUGAAUUAUUUGAGUUUAUCAUAUAAUCAAUUACAUGGUGAGAUACCAAAUUCUUUUUCUCUUCUUACAAAUUUGAAUUUUUUGUAUUUAUCAAGUAAUCAAUUACAUGGUGAGAUACCAAAUUCUUUUUCUCUUCUUACAAAUUUGAAUUUUUUGGAUUUAUUAAAUAAUCAAUUACAUGGUGAGAUACUAAAUUCUUUUUCUCUUCUUACAAAUUUGAGUGUUUUGGAUUUAUCAAAUAAUCAAUUACAUGGUGAGAUACCAAAUUCUUUUUCUCUUCUUUUUACAUAUUUGAGAUAUUUGGAUUUAUCAAAUAAUCAAUUACAUGGUGAGAUACCAAAUUCUUUUUCUAUUCUUACAUAUUUGCAUUAUUUGGAUUUAUCAUAUAAUCAACUCACGGGUGAGUUACCUGUCAACAUUGGAAAGCUUACGAGUCUUAGUUUUUUGUUGGUUGCCAACAAUAACUUGAUUGGAAAAAUCACACCAAAGAUUACAGGAUACAAUGUCACGAAUUUUAAAAACUCUUCUAUCUGCAACUUGGUUGAUCUUCAAAUCCUUGAUUUAUCUUAUAACAAGUUUAAUGGAGAAGUUCCUCAUUGCUUGGUCAAUACUAGUACUCAAUUAAGUGUAUUGAAUCUCCAAUCAAAUAAUUUCAAGGGCAUCAUUCCAUCAACAUUAUUUUCCACUUGUGAUUCCUUGGAAUAUGUAGAUUUCACUGACAAUCAGUUAGAAGGAGCUAUACCUCGGUCUUUAUCUAAAUGUAGACACCUGAAAUUCCUAAAUUUGAGGAACAACAAAUUCAAAGAUGUAUUCCUCUAUUGGUUAGGUAGCCUUCCGCAUCUAGCGGUUCUCAGCCUACCCUUUAAUAAAUUUCAUGGUGAUAUAACCAACAAUUUAUCAAAGAUUGCAACAUUUUCUUUUUCAAAUCUACAAAUUCUCGACCUUUCAAACAAUAAUUUCUGUGGUAAGUUGCCAUUCAUGUACAUCAAACAAUUUCGUUCCAUGAUGGAUAUCGACAUGUCUACUAUAGGAAGUCCAAGGUACUUAGAAAAUGAUCCUAGUGAUUAUGCAUCUAGUUAUUAUAUGUACUCCAUCAAGAUGACAGUAAAGGGGGUGGAACUUGAUUAUAAGAAGAUAAUUACUUCUAUGUCAACAUUUGAUAUGUCUAAUAAUCACUUUGAAGGAGAGAUUCCAAAUUCUAUAGGGAUGUUGCGAGCACUUCGAAAUCUUAAUCUCUCGCAUAACCUCCUUACCGGAAACAUCCCUCCAUCAAUCGGGAACUUAUCAUUUUUGGAUGGUUUAGACCUAUCAUCAAAUAGGCUUAUCGGUGAAAUCCCUCAAGAACUUGUUAGUUUAGCAUCUCUCGAGGUUUUUAAUGUUUCAUAUAAUCAAUUGGAAGGGCCUAUACCCCAUGGUAACCAAUUUGAUACCUUCCCAUCUGAUUCGUACGAGGGAAAUCUUGAAUUGUGUGGAGCACCAUUACUUGAAUGCAAAAACAAUAGUGUUGUGCAAUCUUUGAACAAUGAUAAUGUGGAAGAAAAAACAAAAUUGUCGAUGUGGGAAGUUGUAGUGAUUGGAUUUGGAAGUGGUACAAUCAUUGGUUUGGCUUGGGGGUACUACAUAUUGUCAGUGGGGAAGCCUUUUUGGCUUUUUAAAUUGUUGAACAAGAUGGAAUGGGCUUUACUUGAUUUUCAUGACCACCAUUUCAGUAGAAGAAGUAGAACAAGAAGAACAAAGAACUAAAAGUGAUCAUCUAUCUGAGAAACAUUUCAUUUGUAGCAAGAAGUAGAGUAUGAUGGAAUGUGCCUUUUUUUGGGCUUUACUUGAAUUUGUAGCAUUUUCUUUUUCUUUUCACUGUACUUUAUUCAUAAUUAUAUUUUGUGAUAAUAACAUUUCUUUUCUAUAAAAA